Molecule: messenger RNA, 1182 nt
Organism: Durusdinium trenchii
Lineage: Eukaryota; Dinophyceae; Suessiales; Symbiodiniaceae
Source: the annotation of a GenBank genome assembly
AUGCCAAACUUGCUGAGAAUAGGCGCCUUCCACCAGGUCUGUCCAGAGAACCAUGCUGGCACCUCCUGCCAGGCGCAAAUCUCACGCCUGACGGGCAUGUUUACGUUGACGUCCUCGUUGUUGAACAUUCUCACUUUACCAUCUGGAGCGAUGCUGGACUACCUGGGUCCACGUGUGACGGCCGGAUCUUUUUGUUGUUUCGUCGCCCUGGGGUGUUGGCUCUUCUCGCUGGGUUCAGAUGUGAACUACUACGUUGGAUUCAUCCUCUUAGGAGUGAGUGGCCCCUACAUCUUCAACUGUACCCUAAGCUUCGGGAACUACUUCCCCGCACGCUCCGGGCUCAUCACCGCCAUCCUGGUCGGCUGCUUCGACGCGUCCUCGGGCGACUUUGCCGUUCUGAACUCCUUGAUCGACGCAGGCCUGGCCUUCUCGACGGCCUUUCGCCUGCUGGCGCUGCUGGCGCUGCUGUGCGCCGCGAGCACCUGCGCCUGGCCGGACCGGAAGGUGGACGAGGACGCCUCGCCAGAGGCGGAGCCUUUGAUGAAGCAGAGCUUGUGGAACGUCUGGAGCAGCACGGAGUUCUGGUUACUGACCUAUGCGGCCUCGGUGUCGAUGACCUCCAUCAACUUCUUCAUCGCCACGGCCUACCCGCAGAUGCUCUCGGUGGUGCCUUCGGAGUCGCACGCCGAAAGCCUGAACCGCGAGUUCUCCCGGUUGCUGCCCCUCGGAGGCAUCUUGUUUGCGCCCCUCAUUGGCACGGUGAUUGACAAGGUGGGGGAACCCCUGGGCUAUUUGAUCUUGCAGUGUGCCUAUGCAGCCUUUACUCUCCUCCUGGUGGCCUUCUUUGCCAUUGGCACUGGGACCACCGGAGAUGCUUUGGCGCGCGCGGGCUUCGUGUGCUUUGCCUUUUGUCGGCCGCUCUUGUACACUUUGAACCCCAUGAUCUGCGGGCGGCUUUUUGGGCAGGAGGUCUUCGGGAGGGUCUUUGGGCUGAUGAACACCAUCGCAGGAUUCUGCAACUUAAUGGUGCAACCACUGGCGGCUCUGGCACACCAGCAUGGCUUUCAGGGCAUCAACGUCAUACUGGGCGUCUUGCAGUUGUCCACAGCUGUACUUCCGAUCUGGAUUUUGUGUAGGUCGAAGCCAAAAUUAUCAAAUGCCCUUGGCUAUGGAAUUGCUUGA